Molecule: messenger RNA, 1479 nt
Organism: Glarea lozoyensis ATCC 20868
Lineage: Eukaryota; Fungi; Ascomycota; Leotiomycetes; Helotiales; Helotiaceae
Exons: 2
Coding region: 1-1479 (492 amino acids)
Cellular component (GO): SAS acetyltransferase complex
Molecular function (GO): histone acetyltransferase activity
Source: RefSeq, a predicted model, not a curated record
AUGUCCACGGUUCCGAUGGCAUCAAUCCACACUCGAUCUUCUAGAAAGUCCGACUCCUUUACGACACGAUCUAGCACCAGGAGCAACGUCGCGCCACCUCCGAGCAGCAACAACGACGCUCACAACCGACUCCGCCAAUCUAACAUUGGCAGAAGGAAACGAUCGCGUGAGGACGAUAGCGAAGAUGAAGAUACGAUCAAGAACAAGAAAGCAAAGAUCACCGUCCAGUUCAAACCUAGAUCGCAGGCCCAGUCGAAGACCAGAUCUCUCGUCAUCAAGGACAGCGCGACGUCGGACGUGCUUUGCACGCCCGCUUCACCACCUCCAGAAACCCAGGAAGACGCAACACCACUGACGAAACCACCACCACCUCUACGAGAUCCACCAAUACACCACCAGAAAGUUUCAAAUGGCCUUAAACACGAAUUAGAUCGUUUGCAACCCAAUGCCGCGGACCUUAAGGAUGACAAGAGGAAGCUACGAUCGACGGAGGGGACGAGAUUCAAGAGUGAAUUGUCGGCAUACUUUCCAGAAUAUGACGAGGUGAUUGGGAAUGAACCCAAGGAUGACUAUAUCUUAACCAUCGAUACCCCCAUAAUCAUAAUCGACAGCGCUACCAAGAAUGCUCCAAAACACCCCUCACCACGAAAAGCACAACUUAAAGAAGAACCUCUAAGAGUCAAAGAAUUUCCCUCGAGUUUGUUUGACGACGUAAACGACGCGCAGAGGGUGGAUUAUAGUUUCCUGGCGAGGAGCUAUGUGGAGGAUAAUGCGGUCGACCCAUUGAGUGAUGAAUACUUCGAGAAGUUACACAAGAAACCCGAAAGGCAGGAGAAGGCUAUUAGAAAUUCGGACAAGGGCCGCGCACAGCAUGAGAAGGAUCAGAUCGUUAGGCUGCUGGAAGGGCUACAAGGUCAUGAUUGGUUAAAGCUAAUGGGUGUCAAUGGGGUCACAGAUUCGAGGAGGAGGGAGUAUGAACCCGCAAGAGAACAUUUCAUCAAAGGAUGUGAAGCCAUAUUGGAGAAGUUUCGGAAUUGGAAGGACGAGGAAAAGCGGAGGAAGCUAGAGAAGGAGCAAGCUGUGGCAGAAGCGGAUGCCGACUCGGAUAUGGACGAUUCGAGGAGUAAUGGUGAUCCACCGGACUUUAGUGACACUGAUGCUUCUGCUGCAAGGCAGCUGCAUGAGGAAAACAUUGCACGAUCAGCUCCUCGAAGAGAUAGAAGGAAGACGAACACUGUUGUUGUAUACAACGAACCGGAACCAGAGAGGGAAUUCAAGUCAUUCUUCUCAAAACCAUAUCUUCGGACCGCGGCACUAGGAAAGCAUCGUCGAAGUAAUCGAAGCGUGUCUGCCUGGGGUCAUCCAAUUCCAGAGGUCCCAGAUCAAGAUUUUGAUUUGCCAGAAGAAUAUCGAGACGAAGAAACCCUCCGAACCCACGCACGGAGAAAACGUCUUAAUAGACGGGUUAGCAAGAAUUGA